Messenger RNA from Aptenodytes forsteri (emperor penguin), 1074 nucleotides. It is a transcript of the gene YJEFN3, whose product is annotated as YjeF N-terminal domain containing 3. Gene Ontology annotation, cellular component: mitochondrion. The record is from RefSeq and is a predicted model, not a curated record. Lineage: Eukaryota; Metazoa; Chordata; Aves; Sphenisciformes; Spheniscidae. Gene Ontology annotation, molecular function: NAD(P)HX epimerase activity.
AUGGCCGGGGCACCCCAGCUGCCCCACGAGGCUGCGGGUUUUCACCCUUGGGCCACCCGGCAUCCCGUCUCUGGCCUCUCCCGGGGGCCAGAUUUCACCGUCCCUUCCAUAACAAGUGCAGCGGCGGCGGCGCGCUGGAUCCGGCACACGCUGUUCCCAUCCACGGUGCAGCGAAGGAACAACCGCAGCAUUGUUCGCCUUUAUAUAACAGCCCGAUCCGUGAGCCCGGGGCCGCUGCCAGGGCCUUGCCUCGCACAAAACGCAGCCCCCACCCUGCAGCGCCGGGCCCCCAGCCCGCUCACCCGGCACCCCCGAGCAUCCCCUGCCCCGCACCCUGGGGACGGAGCGGGGUCCCCAGGGGCUCGGUGCCAGGGGGCAGAGGAGUUGCCUGAGGAGGGGAAAUAUUUGGGUGUUGGAGUCUCUCUGGAUCCUGGUGCUGCCUCGGGGCUGGUCCUGGUCCCGGCCGACCCGGGGGGGGACGGGGCUCGGCGGUGGCAUGACGUCCCCAUCUCCUGGCGUGCCUUCCCACUGCCGUCCCUGCCGCGGAAGCAGCCCACGGUGCUGGUGGUGUGCGGCCCGGCGCAGAACGGGGCCAUCGGGCUGGUGUGCGCCCGGCACCUGCGGAUCUUUGACUACGAGCCCACCAUCUUCUACCCCAAACGCUCCCCGGACCCCCUGUACCGGGAUUUCACGACGCAGUGCGAGAAGAUGGACAUCCCCUUCCUCUCCUACCUCCCCACCGAGAGCAAACUGGAGCCCUCGGCACGGCUGCCGGUGAAUCCCCACCAAGAAAAACCCCGCGCGGUGCCAGGAUGCGACCGGAGCUGCGCAGGGCAGCAAUGCCGGUGGGGGGGGACACGCACCCCCAUCCCCCCCGUGCCCCCCCUCGCAGGGUGGGACGUGGAGGCCGGGAGCAGCGGCGGGAUCAGCCCCGACGUCCUGGUGUCGCUGUCGGCGCCCAAGCAGUGCGCCCGCCGCUUCCUGGGCCGCCAGCACUUCGUGGCCGGUCGAUACCUCCCCUACGACGUGCAGAAGAAGUUCAACCCACCCGAGUACCCCUGCAUCCAAUUUUAG